GUUUUUUCGAAAUCCCUAUCUCAAAUUAAACGUCAAAAGAGGAGACCAAUGUAGGGAAAACUGGAAAACUGCGCGUCUUUUUUCACCAACUUACAAAUAAUUCUAACAUUAUUGCUUUUAAAAUUUUGCCUAGAGUAUAGUUAGAGAAUCGAACUCCCUACAGCAACAUUGAAAUGACCGAGGAUGAAGAGGCGGUGGAGGCCUCCACCUCAACUCCCAAGGAGGAUGUGUAUUUCCUACAGUACAUUGAGAUGGAAAAUUUCAAGUCGUAUCGAGGCCAUGUAAUUGUCGGCCCGCUAAAAAAAUUUACUGCAGUCAUUGGACCAAAUGGAUCAGGAAAGUCAAAUUUUAUGGAUGCAAUUAGUUUUGUAAUGGGUGAGAAGACUUCAAGUUUGCGCGUGAAACGACUCAAUGACCUAAUACAUGGGUCGUCUAUUGGCAAGCCUGUGUCGCGCAGUUGCUAUGUAACCGCUAAAUUUCUCAUCAAUGAUGAGCAACAAAUGGAUUUUCAGCGAGCAGUUAUUGGCGGUUCAUCUGAAUAUCGCAUAAAUGGGGAGAAUGUAACAAGCGGUGCCUACUUAUCUAAACUCGAAAAGAUGGGUAUAAACGUUAAAGCGAAAAAUUUUUUAGUAUUCCAAGGCGCUGUAGAAAAUAUCGCAAUGAAAACGCCAAAAGAACGCACGGCGUUGUUCGAGGAGAUCAGCGGUUCGGGGCUUCUUAGAGAGGAUUACAAUCGUUUAAAACAAGAAAUGAAUUUAGCUGAGGAGGAAACCCAAUUUACGUAUCAGAAAAAGAAAGGAAUGGCUGCAGAACGUAAAGAAGCCAAACAUGAGAAGAUGGAAGCAGACCGUUAUGCGCGUUUGAAAAAUGAAUAUAAUGAGAAACUGGUGGAAUAUCAACUGUUUAAGCUUUACCACGUAGAGAACGAUAUUAAAAAACUAAAUCAAGAUCUGGAAACCAAGCAAAAAGACGUUAAAAGCGUUGAAGUUCGAAAGGAACAAGCAGAUGAGGUAUUGCGGGAAAAAAAGAAAGAUGCUGGCAAGUUUUCGCGUGAUUUGGCAAAAAUAGAGCAAGAAAUACGAGAGUUUGAAACGCAAAUGAACAAAAAACGUCCACUGUAUAUUAAAGCCAAGGAAAAGAUAACCCAUUGUCAGAAGAAAUUGACAUCACUGCAGAAAACUCUAGAGACUGCGCGCGAAGCGGAUAAUGCACAUCAACAAGAUAUUCGUAAGCUGGAAAAGCAGUUGGCUGAAGUUGAGACAUUGAAAAAACGUUUUGAGGAUGAAAUCGAAAACGAAUCUCAGCGUCGUGGGAAAAGCGUAACGAUGGAAGAAGGUUUGGUGCAGGAGUACGAUCGCCUCAAACAACAAGCGGAAGCUACAGCCACACAAUACCGUUCACAAUUAGAUUCGGUGAACCGUGAACAGAAGUCCGAUCAAGAUAUGUUAGAUGGGGAAGGCAAUCGUAAGGCAUCGGUGGAGGAGUCCUUGAAAAAGUUGACUCUUCAACGCGAAGAGGCAGUCAAAAGGCGCGACAAGCUAAUGGAUCACAUAAAAUCAUCACAAGCCGCAUUAGAGGAACAAAAUCGCAUCAAGGAUGAACUGCGUCGAGAUGUGGGCUGCUCCAAGGAGAAGAUAGCUGAAAAGCAACGAGAAUUGGAAAAUGUUCGCGAUCAGUUAGGUGACGCGAAGAGUGAUAAGCACGAAGAUGCGCAUCGUAAAAAGAAGCAGGAAGUUGUGGAGUUGUUUAAGCAACAGGUGCCGGGGGUGUACGAUCGCAUGAUAAACAUGUGUCAGCCAACGCAUAAACGUUACAAUGUUGCCGUGACCAAAGUAUUAGGUAAAUAUAUGGAGGCCAUUAUCGUUGAUACCGAAAAGACCGCAAGGCACUGCAUUCAGAUUUUAAAAGAAGGAAGAUUGGAAGUUGAAACAUUCCUGCCACUAGACUACUUGCAAGUAAAACCACUUAAAGAGCGUUUGCGGAACAUAACUGAGCCGCGUAACGUCAAACUUGUAUUCGAUGUACUUAAAUUUGAACCACCAGAAAUAGAGCGGGCUGUAUUGUUUGCUACAAAUAAUGCAUUGGUUUGUGAGACACCCGAAGAUGCUAUGAAAGUGGCUUAUGAAAUUGAUCGUACACGCUAUGAUGCACUUGCUUUAGAUGGCACCUUCUACCAAAAGUCUGGUAUACUUUCUGGAGGUAGCCACGAUUUGGCGCGCAAAGCCAAGCGUUGGGAUGAAAAGCACAUGGCACAGUUGAAAAUGCAGAAAGACAAAUUGAACGAGGAGUUAAAAGAGCUGGUUAAGAAAUCGCGGAAGCAGAGUGAACUCGCUACAGUUGAAUCACAAAUUAAGGGCCUGGAGAAUCGUUUAAAAUAUAGUAUGGUGGAUUUAGAAGCAUCAAAAAAAUCUAUUCAGCAAUUCGAUAAUCAACUAAAGAUGGUGCAGAGCCAACUGGAUGAAUUUGGGCCUAAAAUCAGUGAAAUUGAACGCCGUAUGAUGAAACGUGAGGAGCAUAUUCAAGAAAUCAAAGAGAAUAUGAAUAAUGUUGAGGAUAAAGUAUUCGCAUCGUUCUGCAAGCGUUUGGGUGUUAAGAACAUACGGCAGUAUGAGGAACGUGAGCUUGUCAUGCAGCAAGAACGUGCACGAAAGCGUGCAGAAUUCGAGCAACAAAUAGACGCAAUCAAUACCCAGUUAGACUUUGAGAAACAAAAGGAUACCAAAAAAAAUUUGGAGCGUUGGGAGCGUAGUGUUCAAGAUGAAGAGGACGCACUUGAAGGUUUAAAAGCUGCAGAGAAACGCUACCUUAAAGAAAUUGAUGAAGAUAAAGAGAAAAUGGAAAAACUUAAGCAGAGCAAACAGGCAAAAAAACAAGCUACUGAUGAUAUGGAAGAGGAUAUUUCCAAAGCUCGGCGUGAUGUUUCUAAUCUGGCUAAAGAAAUACAUAAUUUAGGCAGUCAGAUAUCAGCCAUUGAGGCAAAAAUCGAAACGAAAAAGAAUGAGCGCCAUAACAUACUAAUGCAGGCAAAGAUGGAUUGUAUACCUAUACCGCUGCUCAGAGGUUCCCUCGACGAUGCUGUGCGCCAAGGCGACUCCGAAACGACCUCCACUUCGCUCAUUUUAGAACGCGAAAAUCAAAUUGAGGUCAAUUACAGCAGUUUACCACGCGAAAUUUGCAAGCUAAGAGACGAUUCCUCUUUUAAGAAAAUGAACGAUACAUUGCAAAAAGACUUGCAAGCCAAAUUGGAUGUACUCGAACGCAUACAAACACCAAAUAUGAAGGCAAUGCAAAAAUUAUCACUAGUUACAGAGAAAAUACAAUCUACAAAUGAGGAGUUUGAAAAUGCACGGCGCAAAGCGAAAAAGGCGAAGUCCGCCUUUGAGAAGGUGAAAAAUGAGCGUUCCGAAAAAUUCAUACAGUGCUGCAAUCACAUAUCAGAUGCAAUUGAUGGAAUCUACAAAAGUUUAGCACGUAAUGAAGCUGCACAGGCCUAUCUCGGUCCAGAUAACCCGGAAGAGCCAUAUUUGGAUGGCAUCAAUUAUAAUUGUGUGGCACCGGGUAAACGUUUCCAGCCGAUGAGUAACUUGAGUGGUGGUGAGAAAACAAUUGCAGCCUUAGCAUUGCUAUUCUCCAUACAUAGCUACCAACCAGCUCCGUUUUUUGUGCUCGACGAAAUCGAUGCAGCGCUUGAUAAUACCAAUAUUGGAAAAGUGGCAUCUUACAUUCGCGAUCACACAAAUAAUUUGCAGACAAUUGUUAUAUCGCUCAAAGAGGAAUUCUAUGGACACGCUGACGCGCUGGUGGGAAUAACACCGGCGGAGGGAGACUGUUUGAUAUCCAAUGUUUACCUAUACGAUCUGAGCGUUUUCGAUGAUAAAUAGUCGAUCCUUGUGGUUUCCUCGUUUUUCUUCAUAUUAAAACCAUUCUAUACUUUAGCAAAAAAGCAAAAUGUUAAACAUACUUAUACAGCACAGUUUAACACAACACUGUUCAAUUUGAUUGUACUGAAAUAUUUUUUUUUCACCAAUUACAUAAUACGUAUUUACUGUAACUAAUUAAACAAGCACUGUAACUAAUUAA
Rhagoletis pomonella (apple maggot) is the source of this 4080-nucleotide messenger RNA. It is a transcript of the gene SMC1, whose product is annotated as structural maintenance of chromosomes protein 1A. NCBI's taxonomy places the organism in Eukaryota, Metazoa, Arthropoda, Insecta, Diptera, Tephritidae. Gene Ontology annotation, cellular component: chromosome; nucleus; cohesin complex. The record is from RefSeq and is a predicted model, not a curated record. Gene Ontology annotation, molecular function: DNA binding; ATP hydrolysis activity; ATP binding. The transcript has 15 exons. Bases 174 to 3881 code for a protein of 1235 amino acids. Gene Ontology annotation, biological process: sister chromatid cohesion.